UGUCACUCGUCUGUGACACCUAAUUAAUAGUAGUUCAGCAUUCUCUCUGUCUUCUCCCGGCUCAUUCUUUCCUACUUUUAUUACUUUAGCACCACUGCAUAUCUUAUCAUAUGCGCAUCGCUGCGUCUUUGCCUAUUUUUGCUCUAAUCUAUUUAAGAGCCUUACCGUAUGCCUGGCAUUCAUCUGUUUGUUGUCGUUUCUUCAUGAAGCCUUUGUUUGCUGUCUUCUGUCGUGCAGGCAUCUCCAUGUAUUCAGUGCAAGCCGCUGUUUUGCUUCACCCUUCUUACUGUUCAUUUAUCCCCUACUUGCUGUAUUGUCUUAGCUCUUAUUACCUGCAGUCAUCCGACUCUCGGGCUAGCAUUCUCUGGCACUAUCCAGCUUGGUACCAUUAUCUUAGCACCAUAGCUGCUGCGGUUAGGCCUCACUGCUCUGAUACUCCAAGCAACCUUACUCUACGCUUGCAUUUCGGCUAUUCCCUGCCCUUCCGUCAAUUAAUGUUUCUUAGCCUCUUAGUUCUUCCCUCCUCUCACUUGGUCAGCACACAGACGCCCGUUAGCUUUACAUUUCUAGGUGUUCAUUUCUCACCAUUUUCGUAGUACUCUAGUAUGACUUGUUUCUCUGCGCGACGCUACAUAUACAUUUGUUCCGGACGUUCGCUUUCCUUUAACUGAUCUUUAAUACUUCACUUCUAUCGAUCAAUCCUUUUUCAUCUAGUAAUCUGGGUCCGUUUUUGCAGCAAAGGUUUCGACACUUACCUUUGUAGUAGGUUAGCUUUCAUAGGCUUUUCCUAUUUCAAUAGGCCAUAGCACUAUACUCCUAGUACCCUCGUGUCGUCUUUCUGUCUUGAUCACCCGAUAAUUUUUAUUCAGCGCUUGAUUCCUAUCUAUCCGCUGACUUACCAUCUCUUUCGAUGUAGGCUGGCCACCAGCCGUCUAUCCACCGUUCAAACGCCGCUGGUCCCUGAACUCUGCUUUCUAUCUUUCCACGCAAUAGUCGCAUCAUAGUAAACUGAUACUGCGUCUCUGCUUCAUGGCGCAACGCUCUGUAUUCCUUGUAGAUAGUAGCAAACAACUUAUAGGGCCACUGCUUUCGAAAAAACAUUCAAAAGACACUUUCAGCACAAUCAUUGCUGCACAUUGUACAUCAUUUGUCUUCACUCUAAAUGUUAUAACAUAGGAGUUUAAGAAUGUUUGUUUCCACGCCUGUACGUUGCGGCCUUGGUUGUCUCUCACCUUCCCUUUUCUCCGAGGUUCGGAACUUCCUGGGGAUCUGGGAUUGGACCGAGAAACCGCUUUUGUCCGGGACAGAACAACCAAUAAGGACCUAUGGAGCACAUGGCAGUACAACAAACGGACACAACUGCACUCAUUACCAUGACCGUUGUCCAAUUAUGAUAACUGGACUCGAUAACUUCACACUCCUGAAAAAUCCAGACGCAAGAUUCUUCUUGAAGCCCCCAUCCUCGAUUCGCCUCAGCCAUUAUGGCGGCCUUGCCCAAGAUACCUGCCCAAAUAACAGAGAAAAUUGAAGGUCAUUUGACUGCGGAUAUCUGAGGGUGAAAUCAGUCGGAAACCUGGUCUGCCAGUUAUAUAUUAGUGCACCAACAAAUUUCUGUCAGUGUUCCAGGACGUGGUGGGUUUUCGCCUGGCAAGCGUUCUCCCUAUAAAAAGCCACAAAUGUCCGCAUAACAACACUGCAACGUGGCGGAUGUGACUCGCCACUGAAUAAAGUCACUGCCCAGAACUACCUACUGGCAAGUCGACCAGAAUCAUUAUUCAAUAUUGCCCUGACACUUUCAAUACUAAUUUACACCAUGCCUAUAUGUAUCGUUUUCAUUACACAUGUAGUGCCCUGACUGUUUACACUACACACUCUAGAAUUCAACGUUUCGUCAGUCAUUGAUGACUCUAUCCCUCAUGACUACUUACACAAUUUCCGCAGCCUGUACAACCUUCGGCUUACUGCCGACUACACUCAUAGCAACGUGUUUGUUGCGAAGCAAUAUUGC
This is a messenger RNA of Dicrocoelium dendriticum, 2008 nucleotides long. NCBI's taxonomy places the organism in Eukaryota, Metazoa, Platyhelminthes, Trematoda, Plagiorchiida, Dicrocoeliidae. The record is from the annotation of a GenBank genome assembly.